Hylaeus anthracinus is the source of this 619-nucleotide messenger RNA. Its product is annotated as cytochrome c iso-1/iso-2-like. Gene Ontology annotation, molecular function: electron transfer activity; heme binding. The transcript has 2 exons. Lineage: Eukaryota; Metazoa; Arthropoda; Insecta; Hymenoptera; Colletidae. The record is from RefSeq and is a predicted model, not a curated record. Bases 114 to 425 code for a protein of 103 amino acids.
AUGAUAUGAUAAACAUCGACUCGGACAAGUUACACUUAAAUAACAUGCUACCAUUACACGAAUGAUUGAUAGGAUAACCUUCGAGAUUAGGGAUAUUUAAUAUUUUUGGAAAUAUGGGAGACGCGGUUCACGGAAAAAUCCUAUUCGUAAAAAUGUGCGAAAUGUGUCAUACCAGUGAUCAAGGUGGUAGACACAGAGUAGGUCCAAAUCUUUACGGAAUUAUGGGCAAAAUCUGCGGCACUACUCCUGGUUUCAACUACACCAAAUCAAUGAAAGAAAAAGGUAUCGUAUGGAACGAGACCACGUUAGACGAAUACUUGGAAUUCCCCAGGACUUUUAUCCCCGGUACAAGAAUGGUAUUCAACGGUAUAAGAAAAGCGGAAGAUCGGAAAGACAUAAUUGCUUAUUUAGCAACGUUGAAAUGAAAAUGACGAAAAAUGCAUGCUUCGUGCGAAAUAAUCUACAAUAAAUAAUGUACAGUAUUAAAAGAAUGUAUCAUCUACACCUAAAGCGUUAAUUUUUAACGACUCGAAUCAGAGCCCAUUUUAUAGUAAACGUUUACCAUGUAUUUACUAUUUAUAAAUAGAUCGGAUGCACAAGUAUUCGAUUUCACUUUUAU